Messenger RNA from Spizellomyces punctatus DAOM BR117, 885 nucleotides. RefSeq lists its product as uncharacterized. Bases 1 to 885 code for a protein of 294 amino acids. Lineage: Eukaryota; Fungi; Chytridiomycota; Chytridiomycetes; Spizellomycetales; Spizellomycetaceae. Gene Ontology annotation, molecular function: RNA polymerase II C-terminal domain phosphoserine binding. Gene Ontology annotation, cellular component: Cdc73/Paf1 complex; nucleus. Gene Ontology annotation, biological process: transcription elongation by RNA polymerase II; positive regulation of transcription elongation by RNA polymerase II. The transcript has 5 exons. The record is from RefSeq and is a predicted model, not a curated record.
AUGGCCUACCUUCACGAGGAGGGGGAAGCGGCGCGGCGGGAAGAAGAAGGAGCUAGCCAUGUGAGUGUAGAGAAUACAAUUAGAUGGCGUACUGUGAGAAACAGUGACGGCGAGGAAACUAAAGAGUCGAACGCCCGUUUGGUCCGAUGGUCAGACGGCACAUACUCUCUACUCCUUGGCAAUGAGUUUUUCGACGUGAACUGCACAGAAGGUGCUCCACAUCAGUACCUUACUGUCCAAUUCCCAGACGAGGGCAUUUUCCAAGCACAGAGCCGGGUCCCGCGCACAAUGAUGUUCAGGCCAUAUGGUGUCAACCAACUUGUACAUAGAAAACUCACUCGCGAGAUUGCAAAGAAACACGAGAAGAAAAUAAAAACGAAGCAGAUCGUAACGAUGAUGGAUCCCGAAAAGCAGAGAGAAGCUUUGGAAAAGUCCGAAAUGGAAAAAUUGAGAGCGCGGCGACGUUUGGAGGCAAAACGACGUAACGCUACGCUUGGAGCGAGGGGGUUGACAUCCCGAGAUCUCGAGGACGAUUCCGAAGAUGAUGAACUCUACGUUCGAGGCAAUGCUAAUAUUCGGCAAGCUCUUGACAAAUACGAAGAUGACUUUGUUGUCGAUGACGAUGAAGAUGAUGCAGCAGACGAAGAAGAAGAGGAGAGGGAACGGAUAAAUAGGGAGCGUAUCAUGAAGGCUAAGAGACAGGAUAGUAGUCGGCGAACAUCGCAAAGCGGGGAGGCUAGUCGACGGGGUGAAUCCACCAUAACACCGAAGAGAAAUGUAGAAUCCAGUGACCCCAUGGACGUGGAUGACGAUGUAGAUGAGGAGGACAAUGUGAUGAGAGCAAAGAAAAAGCGUCACAUCAUUUCAAGCGAUGAAGACGACUGA